CAUUCAUUAUCGUUUUCCAACCAACAUGAAACGAAAAAAAAAAUAAAAAAAUUUAAUUUAGGAGGGAUAGAGACAGAGAGCUGAUUUGUUUAGCAAACCCUAGAAAAAUCCAGAAUCUAAACCCUUGAGUCUUGACCCUUCAGGUUGUUUAUUACAAAAUCAAAAAAAAAAAAGAAAAAGAAAAAAAUAGUCGUUUUCUCCCAUUGAAAGCGAAGUCUGCAUAAAAGAAAAAAAAAGGAAUUGCAGAGAGGGAGAGAGAGAUAGAGAGAGAGAGAAGUGUAAAGAAGAGAACGAAGGCAACCAACGCUACCUUAAGGCCGCAGCAAAAUUCAUUUCUAUAUCUGGGUUCCUGAAUCCACACUCUCUUCCGUGAUGAUUCAUCCAGAAUUUUCACAUUCAAUCCCUUCAAUGGAGCUUGAGGUGUCAAGCAGUUCGGCAUUAAUGCCGCUGGAAGCAGAGCUGGUGUAGGGGUUUCUUUGCCUUUGUGCAUUGAUCGAAAUUCUUGAAUAUGGCGUUGUUUCGCAAACUCUUCUACAAGAAACCGCCCGACAAACUUCUGGAGAUCUCUGAGAGAGUUUACGUUUUCGAUUGUUGCCUUUCCACGGAUGUCUUGGAAGAAGAUGAUUAUAGGGUCUACAUGCAAGGCAUAGUGGGUCAACUUCGUGACCACUUUCCUGAUGCUUCAUUCAUGGUGUUUAACUUCCGAGAAGGAGAUAGACAAAGCCAGAUUGCCACUAUUUUGUUGGAGUAUGAUAUGACUGUAAUGGACUAUCCUCGUCAGUAUGAAGGUUGCCCAUUACUCUCAAUGGAAGUGAUUCACCAUUUCAUGAUGACGGGUGAUAACUGGCUUUCACUUGCGCAAAAGAAUGUGCUAUUAAUGCACUGUGAACGAGGUGGGUGGCCAUUGUUGGCUUUCAUGCUGGCUGGGCUAUUGAUUUAUAGGAAGCAAUGCACUGGAGAGCAGAAGACCUUGGACAUGAUCCAUAAACAAGCCCCUCGUGAUCUUUUGCAGUUGCUGUCACCUCUAAACCCGCUGCCUUCUCAAUUGAGGUAUCUACAAUAUGUCUCAAGGAGGAAUGUGGGUUCAGAAUGGCCACCAUUGGAUAGGGCACUUACAUUGGAUUGUGUCAUGUUUCGAGUUAUUCCUAAUUUUGAUGGAGUGGGAGGUUGUAGGCCAAUAUUUCGGAUAUAUGGACAGGAUCCUUUCAUGGUUUGUGAUCGGACUCCUAAAGUUCUGUUCUCGACACCAAAGAAGAGCAAAGCUGUACGGCUUUAUAAGCAGGCAGACUGCAAAUUCGUUAAAAUCGACAUUUACUGUCAUAUUCAAGGUGAUGUCGUGCUGGAGUGCAUUAGCUUAGAUGAUGAUCUGGAACGUGAGGAGAUGAUGUUUCGAGUCAUGUUUAACACAGCCUUCAUUAGAUCAAAUAUCUUGAUUCUUAGCCGUGAUGAUAUUGACAUCUUGUGGAAUGCCAAGGAUCGGUUUCCCAAGGAAUUCAGAGCAGAGGUUCUUUUCUCAGAAAUGGAUACUGCUGCCUCUCCUAGCGCAAUGGAUUUGCCUUGUUUUGAGGAGAAUGAAGGCCUUCCUAUGGAAGCAUUUGCUAAAGUUCAGGAGAUAUUUAACAAUACAGAUUGGCUAGAUCCAAAGGCAGACUCUGCUGCUAUAAAUUUGCUUUGGCAAAGGAGUCUAUCAAAUAUUCUGCAAGAGAGGUUGGGGGCUGCUGCUUUAGAGGAUUCAGAAAUUAGAGCUCUGUUGCGGGUGUCAAGUACUGAAAGGGCUAUGAAGAAACUGAAGCCUGUAGCAUCACAAAAUAACAUUAAGAUCAGAGAUUCAAUGGCAGAUGCUGCUGCUAUAAAUUUGCUUUGGAGAAGGAGUGUAUCAAAUGUUCUGCAAGAGAAGUUGGAGGCUGCUGCUUUAGAGAAUGCAGAACUUAGAUCUCUGUUGCAGGUGUCAAGUACUGAAAAAGCUAUAAAGAAACUGAAGCCUGUAGCAUCAGAAAAUAACAUUAACAGCACAGAUCCGAAGGCAGACUCUGCUGCUACAAAUUUGCUUCAGAAAACAAAUUCAUCAAAUGUUCUGCAAGAGAAGUUGGAGGCUGCUGCUUCAGAGAAUGCAGAAAAUAGAGCUCCGUUGCAGGUGUCAAGUACUGAAAAAGUUAUAAAGAAACUGAAGCCUGUAGCAUCAGAAAAUGACAUUAUGAGCACAGAUCCAAAGGCAGACUCUGCUGUUAUAAACUUGCUUCAGCAACCAAGUACAUCAAAUGUUCUGCAAGAGAAGUCAGAGGCUAUUGUUUUAGACAAUGCAAAAACUAGGAUUCCGUUGCAGGUGUCAAGUACUGAAAAGAUUAUAGACAAACUGAAGCCUGUAGCAUCAGAAAAUAACAAUAAGAACACUAUGUCUGUGGCACUGCAAAAACAGUCCAUGCCUUCCUUUAAAUCAUCUGCAGGUUCAGAUUCACCUAAAAGGAAGGUUCAGCCUCAAGAUCUACAGGUUGCACUUCAAAGACCCACUCAAUCAAAGAUCAUAGCACAACGAACAUCUUCUUGUUCUCUGUCAAAUCCAGUUUCAUAUUGUAAUCCUCUACAAGUAUCACCUGUGCCAAUGUCAAGAUAUCAUAGUGCACCCUCAACUCUUGGUAUUACAGCUCUCUUGCAUGAUCAUACUUCAGAUGGAAGUGCAGAAGCCACUCUUCUUGUGACUACACCACCUCCACCCUCUGCACCAUUGGUUCCUGCUAUUCCAUGUUCACCUAAACCUCUAGGGUCCAAUAUUGUUUCAUCAAUACCACUGCCACCUCCUCCUCCCUUAUUACCUAAUACUUUGAUUGCUUCUACCACAAUAACAUCUAUAAUCUCUCAUCCACAACCACCUCAUUGUCAACCCACUCUAAAACUUUCAGUUCCUUCUUUAACCCAGCAUUCCAGAAUCUCAUCAAUGGGCAGAGGCCAGUUGUCAUCAGCUCCUCCUCCUCCCCCACCUCCACCUCCACCUCCUUCCUGUUCGGGGCUACCAUUAUCUGUCAUUACCACUUCAGAUUCAGUUCCUUCUUGUCCUCCACCAGUACCCCCAUGUUCAGGGUCCACUGUUGGGAAUUUAUCAUCAGCACCACCUCCUCCCCCUCCUCUUUUUCCACCUAAGACUGGUUUCUCAGACCCCUCUUCCCCUCAUCCUCCCCCUUCACCUAUGAAGAAACCAGGAUUUCCAGCAGGUCCUCCUCUCCCUCCACCUCCUCCUAUACCAUCAGGUCUUUCCCCAGGUUCUAUUAAUGUAUCUUUGGCACCACCACCCCCUCCACCCCCUGGUUUUUCAUCACAAAGUUCUGGGCCACCUGUGCCUCCUCCUCCAGCUCCUUUCCCCAAUGGCGUUUCAAGGACCGGUGAUGGGUCACAAUUUCCUUCUGCAGGCAAUAGUGGAACUGGUGGUGUUGCUCCACCUCCCGGACCACCUUUUGGUGCAAAGGGACGGGGACUACCACGUAUUACAAGUUCAAAGAAUCAACCCAAAAGAACCACCCUGAAGCCAUUGCAUUGGUUCAAAUUAACGAGAGCAAUACAGGGAAGCCUAUGGGAUGAGAUAUCUAAGUGUCCAGGGGUUGUUGAAAUGCCUGAACUGGAGAAUCUUUUCUCAGCAGCUGUUCCAAAUUCUGAACGAAGGGGCUCAGAUGGAAGCUUAAGCCGGGCUUCCUCAGCUGGACGUAAAUCUGAUAAAGUCCAAUUGAUUGAUCUAAGAAGAGCAAAUAAUUGUGAAAUUAUGCUUUCAAAAGUUAAGAUACCUUUACCAGAUCUUUUGAGUUCAGUGCUUGCAUUGGAUGAGUCGGCAAUGGAUAUUGAUCAGGUUGAUAACCUAAUUAAGUUUUGCCCAACAAAAGAGGAGAUGGAUAAAUUGAAGGGCUAUGAUGGGGACAAGGAAAAUUUAGGGAGAUGCGAACAGUUCUUCUUAGAGAUGAUGAAAGUGCCACGAGUGGAAUCUAAGCUCAGAGUGUUCUCGUUUAAGAUACAGUUUCCUUUCCAGGUUUCUGACCUUAGAGUCAGUCUGAAUGUUGUUAAUGCUGCAUCAAACGAGAUAAAGAGUUCUAUGAGAUUGAAGAGUAUCAUGAAAACAAUUCUUCAACUGGGAAAUGCGUUGAAUCACGGAACUGCAAGGGGUUCAGCUGUUGGAUUUAGAUUGGACAGCCUCCUUAAACUCUCUGAUACACGUUCACGGAACAACAAGAUGACUCUCAUGCAUUAUCUUUGUAAGGUGCUUGCUGAUAAACUACCAGAACUUAUAUAUUUUCACAAAGACCUUUUCCACUUGGAAGCAGCAUCAAAGAUCCAACUAAAAUUUUUGGCAGAGGAGAUGCAAGCUAUUAGCAAAGGCUUAGAGAAAGUUGAACAGGAAUUGACUGCCUCUGAAAAUGAUGGUCCUAUAUCACAAACUUUCUGCAAGACUUUGAAGAAUUUUCUUGUUGUUGCUGAAGCAGAAGUAAGGUCUUUGGCUUCACUUUAUGCUGGAGUGGGUAGAAAUGCAGAUGCAUUAGCUGUUUAUUUUGGAGAAGAUCCAACUAAAUGCCCAUUUGAGCAAGUUGUUGCUACACUACUCAACUUUGUGAGAAUGUUUGAGCGGGCCCAUGAAGAAAACAUCAAGCAGAGUGAGCUUGAAAAGAAGAAAGCAUUGAAGGAAGCGGAAAAUGAGAAAACCAAGAAUGCUGCUCAAAGAAAUUCUGAACAAUUAUCACAGGCUCGCAUCAACCAUGGCAGUGUAAAAUGACUUAAUGUUGUGGACAUUAUAUUUUGUUGGUAAACAAGAGCAACUUCCCCUUCUCAAGGGAUAUAGAAAUAUGUGGUUGGUCCAUCAUAGUUUAAGAACCAAGAGCCAAAAUGACAAAUUUGAAACGCCAGCACAGAAGGUUUUGUUGAUGAAGAAAUGUGUGUACGAUAAUUUAAACUGAAAGGGGACAAGGAUGGUGAAACAAUUUUGAUCAGCUGCAAACUGAAAAGAAGGGGGCACUUGUAUCUAAGAGAGACAGGGAAUAGGCAAUAUACUAGAAUUUUGGCAGGCAACUUGUAAAAUAUUCACAUUCCGUUCGUUGUAAAUAUGUCUCAAAAGUUUUAGAAUAGUAGUUUGUUUUUCUUUUCUUUGCCUUUGUUCUUUUAUAUUGUUAUCUAUAUUCUUUUUUUUUUUUACUUCCAAUAUUUUUUUGCAUAUUUUUGAAAUUGUUAAAAUGUAAAUGUUGAUAUUCUUCCAGUGCAAAUGGUUAGAACAA
Nelumbo nucifera (sacred lotus) is the source of this 5243-nucleotide messenger RNA. RefSeq names its product formin-like protein 18. Lineage: Eukaryota; Viridiplantae; Streptophyta; Magnoliopsida; Proteales; Nelumbonaceae. The record is from RefSeq and is a predicted model, not a curated record.